Diospyros lotus (date-plum) is the source of this 2156-nucleotide messenger RNA. Its product is annotated as L-ascorbate oxidase. Bases 151 to 1956 code for a protein of 601 amino acids. The record is from RefSeq and is a predicted model, not a curated record. Gene Ontology annotation, molecular function: oxidoreductase activity; copper ion binding. Gene Ontology annotation, cellular component: extracellular region; plasmodesma. NCBI's taxonomy places the organism in Eukaryota, Viridiplantae, Streptophyta, Magnoliopsida, Ericales, Ebenaceae. The transcript is spliced from 5 exons.
AUCUCCAAGUCACCUUCGACAAACGAUGCCAUCCAUCAAGUGAAGACACUAGUCCACUCGCCAAAGGCAACAGAGAAUACGCCUUCUGCGUAUAAAAGAAUGAACAGCUGGAGCUUAGAGACGUCGACCCAUUCGGCUCCGCCAUAGCUGAUGAUCAUGACCUUGUUGCAGAAGAUGGGGUAUGGUGGAUGUUGGAGGGUUCUAGUUCUUGGUGUUGUGCUAUGGUGGAGUGUAAUUAUAUCGUCAGCUGGUUCGGUUGGGUCACAUUCGUUGGGCUCGAGGACCAGGCAUUUCAAGUUCCAAGUGGAGUACAUGUACUGGUCUCCGGAUUGCGUGGACGGCUUGGUCAUCGGAAUCAAUGGCCGGUUUCCUGGGCCGACCAUCCGUGUCCGCGCCGGAGACACCGUCAGUGUUGAAGUUACCAACAAGCUUGACACUGAAGGCGUGGUCAUUCACUGGCAUGGAAUCAGACAGUUGGGAACGCCAUGGGCUGAUGGAACUGCAUCCAUCUCACAAUGUGCCAUUAAUCCAGGAGAAAGCUUCGUCUACAGGUUCAACGCUGAUAAGGCGGGAACGUACAUGUAUCAUGGACACUACGGGAUGCAGAGAUCAGGAGGGUUGUACGGAUCGCUAAUAGUGGAGACGGAGGAGGAGGAGGAGGAGGAGGAGGAGAAGGAGCCGUUCCACUACGACGGCGAGUUUAAUCUGUUGCUCAGUGAUUGGUGGCACCAAACCCCACACGAGCAACAGGUCGGCCUCUCCUCCAACCCAUUCCGCUGGGUUGGUGAGCCUCAGGCUUUGUUGAUAAACGGAAGAGGGCAGUAUAAUUGUUCUCUGGCGGCCAAGUUUAGCAAUUCGUCGGCGGCUCAGUGCAAGUUUACAGGGAGGGAACAGUGCGCACCCUAUAUCUUACGCGUGCUCCCAAACAAAACCUAUCGGCUCAGGGUGUCCAGCGUUACCGCUCUCGCAUCGCUCAACUUGGCAAUUGGGGGCCACAAGAUGACGGUGGUGGAAGCCGAUGGCAACUAUGUGCAGCCAUUCACGACGGAUGACAUGGACAUUUAUUCCGGCGAGAGCUACUCGGUGCUCUUCACCACCGAUCAGGACCCUUCAACCAACUACUGGGUUUCAAUCGGAGUAAGGGGGAGGCUGCCAAAGACGCCACCGGCCCUAACCAUAUUGCAUUACGCCACAACUUCCAUAUCCAAUCUUCCGCCACUACCGCCACCUGUUCCUCCCCUCUGGAACAACCACACCCACAGCAAGCUCUUCUCCAACAAGGUUCAAGCCCUUGCCGGCUCGCCCUCGCCUCCCGCAACCUCCCACCGCAGAAUUCUGCUGCUCAACACCCAAAAUUACAUCAACGGCUACAUCCGAUGGGCUCUCAACAAUGUCUCCCUGCUCUUGCCGGAAACUCCCUACUUGGGUUCGAUCAGAUACCGCCUCACCAAGGCCUUCGAAAAGAGAGCUCCGCCGGAGAAUUUCCCCAGCGAGUACGACAUCACGAUGCCGGCCAAGAACCAGAACUCGAGUUACGGAAACGGAGUUUACACGCUGAGAUCCAACAGCACAGUGGACGUGAUCCUCCAGAACGCCAACGCGUUGGCGGCGAACACCAGCGAGCUCCACCCCUGGCACUUGCACGGCCAUUAUUUCUGGGUUUUGGGUUAUGGGGAGGGGAAGUUCAGAGAGGAGGAUGAGAAGGGUUUCAACUUGAAGAAUCCGCCAUUGAAGAACACGGUGGUGGUGUUCCCUUACGGGUGGACGGCGCUAAGGUUCGUGGCAGAUAAUCCAGGGGUCUGGGCGUUCCAUUGCCACAUAGAGCCCCAUCUGCAUAUGGGCAUGGGUGUGGUGUUUGCAGAAGGCGUGCGGCGCCUGGGUAAGAUUCCGAAGCAGGGUCUUGGAUGUGGAUUGACAGGCAAGAUGCUUAUGGAUAAUGAUAACAAUCGUGAUUGAUAGAAGAAUUGAGGCGCCUCUUCAUGCCUUAAUUUAUUUUUCUUAUUAUUUUGCAUUUAAUAGUUAUUAAUUAUUGUAAGAACAAAAAAAAACUCAAAAAUACAAGGGUUCCUUGUAGAGUAAAUUAUAAUUUGGUGAAAUUGCAAAAAAACCUCUAACUUUUAAGAAACAUCAAUAAUCACUCUUGUUGUUAAACAAAA